AUGCCUCCUCGACGCUCUCACAAAAAGUCUCGGGCGGGUUGUCGGAGGUGUAAGAAUAGGAAGAUAAAAUGCGACGAGGUUCACCCACGAUGUGGUAACUGUGCCAAGCACGGCGUUCCUUGCGAUUUCAGCAACCCCGAUGUCCUCGAAGAACUUGCCAUAUCAACUAAUACCAGUACUGAGAGUAUCGGCGCACCUACUCCCUCGCCUGCGCCGACUGUCAACUUCAAUUCUGCUCCAAGAACUCCGCUACCACGCCCACGUGCCCCUUCAAGUCCAGCAAGAGCGCCGCGACCAAAUCCUUCUCCUCCGACUUCCGUCUACUCGCAACCUUCGAUAAGCUCGUCCACCAACACCAUAGACCAUGGCGAACGAAUGCUCGAGCUGCGUUUGAUGCAUCACUACACCAAUGUCACCUCCAAGACGCUCCUGACCAACUCGCCUGCCGCCGAGGAUAUCUGGCAGCGUGCCGUCCCACAGAUGGCCUUCUCUGGCAACGGCAAGACGUACCUCGCCGACGCCAUCUUGUCUGUCGCAGCCCUCCAUCUACGCUCAAUGUCUCCGAAUGACAAAGCGUUGGUCCGCGCUUCACAUGCCUACUCGGCCUCCUCUCUUUCUGCAUUCGGUGCAUCGCUGGGCUCGGGCAUUACGCCCGACAAUGCGGAGGCUCUCUUCCUCACAGCGACGCUCAUUGCUUUCCAAGCCAGUGCCUCGCGCAUCUUUGUCAAGGACGACGGGGAUUCUGCUCCUGGGGAUUCAACGAGUCGAUAUGUGCCGCCCCUCUCCUGGUUCCAUGCUUUUCAAGGCGUUAAGACCGUGGUCGCAAACUCGUGGCAAUGGAUCCACCACAGCGACAUCGUGAAAGUUGUCAUUGAUUCGCAACCUGGUUUCCAACUGAACCUCAACCCGCGCUCGCCUGACUCAUUCUUCGGCCAUAUGCUAGAAGGGCUAAACGAUGAAUUAAUGAAUGAGGAUCCUCGUUUGCUUUCAUCAACCACUCAAGCUUACUCACAUGCUGUCAGCGUGCUCAACUGGGCACAUAAAAACUAUCAUGCAGCUGCCGCACUCACUUUCCCUGCUACUGUUUCGAAGCGCUACGUUGAUCUUGUUGAUGCAAGACGGCCCCGUGCUCUCGCCAUCCUUGCUUGCUUCUUUGCAUUGCUGAAGCGAAUGGAUAACGUAUGGUGGUUGCAAGAUGUGGCUCGUCGAGAGGUCAUGGGCCUGGUCAGCUUAUUCGAGCCCAGAUCUAAGUGGUGGCGGCACCUUGAGUGGCCAAUAAGGAUCGCUUUAUUGGACGGCAGCUCUAUCCCGCAAGACAUCUGGGGCACGGAGCUCGAAGAGCAGGCACCCGAGCAACAGACUGUUGGCUCUAUGACACAGCACAUUGAGAUAUUUGCUGAGAUGCUGCACCAGCAUGCGCAGCCUCCUAUUCCCAUUGCAGACGAGGAUCUCAUCGUUCCGGACUCGCCUGACUGA
Fusarium proliferatum ET1 is the source of this 1476-nucleotide messenger RNA. RefSeq lists its product as uncharacterized. NCBI's taxonomy places the organism in Eukaryota, Fungi, Ascomycota, Sordariomycetes, Hypocreales, Nectriaceae. Gene Ontology annotation, biological process: regulation of transcription by RNA polymerase II. The transcript is spliced from 2 exons. Bases 1 to 1476 code for a protein of 491 amino acids. Gene Ontology annotation, molecular function: DNA-binding transcription factor activity, RNA polymerase II-specific; zinc ion binding. The record is from RefSeq and is a predicted model, not a curated record.